Messenger RNA from Nerophis lumbriciformis (worm pipefish), 1176 nucleotides. The record is from RefSeq and is a predicted model, not a curated record. Lineage: Eukaryota; Metazoa; Chordata; Actinopteri; Syngnathiformes; Syngnathidae.
AUGACGGAAGAGGUGAUUGUCAUCGCCAAGUUUGAUUACAUGGCCCAACAGGACCAGGAGCUGGACAUCAAGAAGAAUGAGCGCCUCUGGCUCCUCGAUGACUCCAAGUCCUGGUGGAGGGUCCGUAAUGCCACCAAUAAAACGGGCUUCGUGCCGUCCAACUACGUUGAGAGGAAAAACAGUGCCAGGAAAGCUUCAAUUGUCAAAAACCUCAAGGACACACUGGGAAUUGGAAAGGUGAAGAGCAGGAAAGGAGGCAUGAGGGACACGGCCUCCAACGCCGACGCCGAUAUGUACGCAGACAACGGCGAGAGGCUGUACGACCUGAACCUGCCCGCUCUGGUUAAGUUCAGCUACACGGCAGAACGCGAGGACGAACUCUCCUUGGUCAAAGGCACUCGGGUGGUGGUGAUGGAGAAGUGCAGCGACGGCUGGUGGCGCGGCAGCUACAACGGACGCUCCGGGUGGUUCCCGUCCAACUACGUCACAGAGGACGUGGACGGGACAGCGGGAGUUGUGGGUGGCCUCGGGGAUCCAUCAGGGUCGCUCACGGAGAAGCUGGCGGCUGUGGUGAACAGCACGGCCAACGGAAACAGAGUGUUACACACCGUGCAGGCUCUCUACCCCUUCAGUUCGGAUAACGACGAAGAGCUGAACUUUGAGAAGGGUGAGGUGAUGGACGUGGUGGAGAAGCCUGAGAACGACCCGGAGUGGUGGAAGUGUCGCAAGGCGGACGGCCAGCUCGGACUGGUGCCCAAAAACUACGUUACGGUGCUGGACUCUGCCUCCCACAAAACAUCAGCGGGGCCCGCUGGGCCACCCACACCUGAUUGUGAUUACAUUUCGCCAUCUGGCAGCGGGCGAUUUGCAGGCAAGGAGUGGUACUACGGGAAGGUGACACGCCACCAGGCGGAGGUGGCGCUCAAUCAGCGAGGCACCGAGGGAGACUUCCUCAUCCGAGACAGCGAGUCAUCGCCGAACGACUUCUCCAUCUCGCUAAAGGCGCAGAGCAAGAACAAGCAUUUCAAGGUGCAGCUGAAGGAGAGCCUCUAUUGCAUCGGACAGCGCAAGUUCAACUCCAUGGAGGAGCUUGUGGAACACUACAAAAAGGCGCCAAUCUUCACUAGCGAGCAGGGUGACAAACUCUACCUGGUUAAGGCCCUGUCUGCAUCCUGA